AUGUCGGAAGAGGAGCAACAGUCUCAAGCUGGUGACGCAAGUGCCACACCCACGCGGCAGCCCGAGCCUUAUUGGCGAUCACGUGCGGACACCGCUGCAAAAAUACCCAACCCUAUGUACGCUUCAAAUGCAGGCACCACACCGCAGCCUCAGUCACUGCGAUCACGUGCGGACGACGCUGCCAAAAUACCGAAUCCAAUGUACGCCUCAAAUGCAGGCGCCACACGUAUGCGGCAGCCCCUAUCAUAUUGGCGAUCACUUGCGAACGCCGCUGCGAAAAUGUUCAACCCUAUGUACGCCUUUAUUAGUUCAGAUGGCGCGCAUCCGGGUGGAGCGAGCGGCCGCCGUGGUGUCUGUAGCUUCCUCCGCGCCCAUCGCAGCUGUCUGGCCGCCGGCAUCGCCGUGCUACUGAGUCUAAUCGCCGUGGGACUCGCCCCUCUGACGUUCAGCAACAAACAGGAAAUAUCUCAACUGUCGACUACUGUGAAGCGCGACCAGGACGACAUACGCCAUCUGUCCGCCACUGUUGACGCCUUGAAGCGCGGCCAAGACGCCUUGAAGAGCUACCAAGACGACAUGCGUCAACUGUCCGCCGCUGUAAACGCCUUAAAGCGCGAACAAGACGGCAUACCCACUGCUGUUGACGACUUAAAACGCGAUCUGGACAACCUGUCGACUACUGUGAAGCGCGACCAGGACGACAUACGCCAUCUGUCCGCCACUGUUGACGCCUUGAAGCGCGGCCAAGACGCCUUAAAGGGCUACCAAGACGACAUGCGUCAACUGUCCGCCGCUGUAAACGCCUUAAAGCGCGAACAAGACGGCAUACCCACUGCUGUUGACGACUUAAAACGCGAUCUGGACAACGAGCGAAGCCGAAUCGCCACCUUGGAUCAGCGUCUGCACGUGAUUGAGAAGACUUUACCAUCUUGUCCUGAAGGUUACACAAUCUGGCGUGGAAUCUGCUACAAGGCAUUUGACGCACGCAAGUCCUUCAGCGAAGCGGGCGCGACCUGUCGUGCAGACGGCGGCACUCUCGCCAUGCCCCGAGACGCUGACACCAACGCCUUCCUGUUCUCCCUGUACAUGUCCGUGAACGUCCGUUUUGCCUACUGGAUUGGUCUUCACGAUCAGACCGAAGAGGGGAAGUUUGAGUGGGUGGACGGUUCUGCACUUGGGCCGUACAACUCCUGGGGUCAGGGAGAACCGGAAAAAUAUGGGGCCGACGAAGAUUGCGUCGCUUACUCCAGAAAAAAUUACCGGAGAGACAAAUGGAUCGACGCACCCUGCCACUAUCAGCAUAACUUCGUAUGCCAGGCUGUUCCAGGUACUUAUCAUAUCCGCAUUAUUUCCUGA
Branchiostoma belcheri (Belcher's lancelet) is the source of this 1356-nucleotide messenger RNA. Its product is annotated as CD209 antigen-like. Bases 1 to 1356 code for a protein of 451 amino acids. The record is from RefSeq and is a predicted model, not a curated record. The transcript is spliced from 8 exons. NCBI's taxonomy places the organism in Eukaryota, Metazoa, Chordata, Leptocardii, Amphioxiformes, Branchiostomatidae.